AUGGAUCCAACGACAUGCUCAAUAUUACUAGUGAGCCGAUUUAAAACACGAUCGUCAUCACCACCGCCGCCAACCUCGCUUUCUGUAUAUGACUCCAGUGAUGAAUUGGAUGAAUGUAAUUCUCUUACUGAAGUUCAACGCGUAACGAAUAAGAAAUCACCAACGAGCCCAUCAAAAUCGAUUAUUCUUCCUGGCCCUGAACUUAAAAAGUCACAAUCGGUAAAACUCACAAAUAUAUCGCUCGCCGAUUCAAGUCCAAAAAAAGCUGUUCGUUUUGCCGACGAUUUCGGUUUAGCUCUAGAUCAGAUUCGAUUGAUUAAAACCGAUGAAUUACCACGUGUUCCCAGUGGAGCCUUCAAAGAUUUACAAAUUUAUGACUACGAAAAUUCAUUUAAUUCCGAACGAUCCAAAGUAAUCAGCUAUAUGCAACCACAAUUUGAAAACCCGAUUCAUGCUAUUGAUUUUCACAAUCGUCUUUCACAGCAGAAGAUUCUUCUGGAACAAGCGAAUGCUAUUGAUAAUCGAAUCUAUGGCACUGUAAAACUGAUUUCUUAUGGUUUACAUAAACGUGUGAAAAUUCGUUUAACAGCCGACAAUUGGUUGUCUUCGAAGGAGUACGAUGCUUCUUAUAUAUCAAAUUCUUACGAUAGCACCUAUGAUCGAUUCUCAUUCACAGUCGACAUCGAACGGCAGCGAAUAUGUGCUGGGAACAACAUUCAAUUUUGUCUUUGUUAUGAACCAUUCGGCGGUUCACAAUAUUGGGAUAACAAUUACCAACAGAACUAUCGAUUUGACUGUUUGUCAAGAAUAAUACCCGAUUUUACUAGUUAG
Adineta ricciae is the source of this 831-nucleotide messenger RNA. NCBI's taxonomy places the organism in Eukaryota, Metazoa, Rotifera, Eurotatoria, Adinetida, Adinetidae. The record is from the annotation of a GenBank genome assembly.